CGAAUCUAACGGAGGAGAACAGCAGCGUCCGCUCUAAGCCAUGUUAGGCAGAAGAAAAAAGGAAAAAGGGAAAAUCACGCUUUCCCUUCCAUCUAAACCUCCUUCCUGUACGACUUUCCGCCCUUUCCUACCUCUCCCACUUCACUGUGCUGCUCCGAACCCGUUCGAGACCUCUGUCCGUCUCCGGCACCCACCAAAAAACCCCGAACCUCUUCGUAAUCAUCAAUGGCUCUGCCGAAUCAGCAGACUGUCGAUUACCCGAGCUUCAAGCUCAUCCUCGUCGGCGAUCCUGGCACAGGCAAAACGACUUUUGUGAAGAAACAUCUUACUGGGGAGUUUGAAAAGAAAUAUGAGCCAACUAUUGGCGUCGAAGUCCAUCCUCUGGAUUUCAUCACAAACUGCGGGAAGAUGCGGUUUUACUGCUGGGAUACUGUUCCGUCUUGGAAUUUCCUUGCUUUUUAAAUCCGUGGAAGGAUUUUCAGAUUCCAGUUGAAGUUCUUGUGAAUUGAGCGAUGAUAGGGAGAAAAAUGUCGUGUUGAGCUCGUAUUUAACAACGCUUUAAUUACGGGGUAGACAUAUCUUGGUUGGUAGUUUAUUUAACUGUCUGGGUUUUGCUAAGGAUAACUAUUAUUACUUAAUAGUGGUGCGGCCAUUUGUUUUUUGUAAAGUUGUGGAGGAAGAAGCAAGUAUUUUUGCCCC
This is a messenger RNA of Eucalyptus grandis, 699 nucleotides long. RefSeq names its product GTP-binding nuclear protein Ran-B1-like. The record is from RefSeq and is a predicted model, not a curated record. Gene Ontology annotation, cellular component: cytoplasm; nucleus. Gene Ontology annotation, biological process: protein import into nucleus; ribosomal subunit export from nucleus. Lineage: Eukaryota; Viridiplantae; Streptophyta; Magnoliopsida; Myrtales; Myrtaceae. Gene Ontology annotation, molecular function: GTP binding; GTPase activity. The coding region runs from base 226 to 462 and encodes 78 amino acids. The transcript is spliced from 4 exons.